UGGGGUUUCCUAACUCGGUUGCGCAACCAAGAUAGCUAUUUUAAAUUUCGCGGGAAAAUUUUCUGCAACGUCAGGGCAACUUUUGCGAUGCAUUCUGGGUACCGUGUAUUUCAAAACAAAAUGCCAGGUCCACCUAGAGGUAGAAGCGAAUCGGUAAGAAAAAGGUAUCUUGCUGCCUAUGGAAAGUCAAGAAGAUCUCAGACUAUCAACAUUGGCACGCAAAUAUAGAUGGAAAGAACUGCAGGAGGAAUUGGGAGCCAGAAAACACGAGGAUGUGGCGAAAGCGCUUAUCGACAGGUACAGAGAGUUAACAACAGUCAAGAGGAAAAAGCUGACGAUUCCAGAAAGAAUAGCUGACUCAUCUGCAUCUGAUUCCAAUCAUGGUGAAGUAGUUAUGUCUGGUGUAGAACUGCUACCUACCACAUCUGAUUCAGAAAUAAGUUUGCAAGGGCCUUCUAAAAAAAGAGCAAAAGGACCUGUGUCCACAUCAACACCAAUUUCUGCACAACCUCGUGUAAGUGACAGUGAGUUGUCAGCGGCAUCUUCGGUGGAAGCUGAGAGAAAAAGUAGAAAAACUAGUGUUGAUCAGAGAAAAGAAAAUCCAGGGAACAAAGUACAAAACCGUUCCUUCUCAAUAAGGUAUAUUUAUUUGUUUCAAAGAAGAAUGGUUUAUUGUUUUUAUAAAGUCUGUCUGAAGAGUGCUUUCCUGCUUGUCCACACACAAUUUGUUAUUUAAAUUUGAG
Molecule: messenger RNA, 743 nt
Organism: Mercenaria mercenaria
Lineage: Eukaryota; Metazoa; Mollusca; Bivalvia; Venerida; Veneridae
Exons: 5
Coding region: 179-736 (185 amino acids)
Source: RefSeq, a predicted model, not a curated record